Molecule: messenger RNA, 1686 nt
Organism: Nematostella vectensis (starlet sea anemone)
Lineage: Eukaryota; Metazoa; Cnidaria; Anthozoa; Actiniaria; Edwardsiidae
Product: WW domain-binding protein 4
Exons: 10
Coding region: 65-1036 (323 amino acids)
Biological process (GO): mRNA splicing, via spliceosome
Cellular component (GO): precatalytic spliceosome; nucleus
Molecular function (GO): RNA binding; zinc ion binding; protein binding
Source: RefSeq, a predicted model, not a curated record
UAUGGUAAGUAGGAGACUGGGUCGAGGAUAAUACCAGCGCCAUUUUGAAACAGCUCAAUUCAACAUGGCUGAAUACUGGAAAUCACAGCCCAAGAAAUUUUGUGAUUUCUGCAAAUGUUGGAUAACGGACAAUAAACCAAGUGUUGAAUUUCAUGAAAGAGGGAAAAAGCAUCAAGAAAAUGUCCAACUCAAGAUCACAGCUGUCCGCAAGAAAGGAAUACAAUCUCUCAAGAAGGAUCAAGAAUUCCAGCAUGAUAUGGCCGCCAUAGAAGCUGCAGCACUUGCAGCCUAUAAGAAAGAUCUUGGAAUAGAAGAUACAGAGGAGGAGAAACCAUCGAAGGCAAAACCUGAUCAUCAAUCUGAGAAACGGCCUCAGUUUGACGUCAGGGGUGCCGUCAAUAGGGAACCAGCAUCUCAUGGCCCCCCAGCAUCUCAUGACCCCCCAGCAUCUCAUGACCCCCCAGCAUCUCAUGACCCCCCAGCAUCUCAUGGCCCCCCAGCAUCUUCUAGUAGUUCUAGCUGUUCAAUAGUAUACAAUGGAUCUCAGCCAGUGGUGCAUUGCACCCACUCCUGGGCUGUCAGUCAGUCACCUGAGGGAUAUUAUUACUACUACAAUUCACAGACACAAGCUUCCCAGUGGGAAGUGCCAAAUUGCUUACAGCCAGAAGAAAGCAAUGAUUCAAGUGGGGGAAAAAAAGAUGCAGUAUCUAAAAGUCAGGAUUUAGAAGGUGAAGCAUCAAGCAAAGAGCCUACAGUAGCCAAACCCUCACCUUACGGCUCCUGGACGACAGUACGAGUCAUAGAGCCUCCACAGACAACUCCUCAGAGUGAUACAGUCAAAGAAGACCAGGAACAAACAGAAGAUUCCGAAGAUCCUGAGGAAACAGCUAAGAAAACUGAAAAGAAAUUCCGAGAAAAGCAAACCCCGGUCCUUCGCAUGGGUACAAGUAGUGAUGCCGAUGUGGUUGCCUUCAAAAAAAGAAAACUAAAUUCAGAAAGGAAAAGAAAUAUCAGAACAACAAAGUUCGAUAAUUGACAUGGUGUGUCACCAGACUAAGCCCCAUUCGCGCCCGGACGCCAUCCCAUAAUCCACUGCCAGUCUCACUUACAGUGCGUAGGGUCACGUGCGUAGGGUCACGUGCGAGACUACGGUCUCCUCAAAUUGCUCACGAAACUGAGCCAAUCAAGGCGCGAGGAAAAUACUAUUUAACAAAACUCCUGCAAAGGAAUUGUUUCAGUAUAGCCUCCUCCGCAGGCGUCUAAACCGCUUUUUCAUUCGCUAAAAACAGCUAAACAGCUUUUUGCUAGCGGGGUUCCUGUGGCGAGACAUUUUCCGCCCGUCCCUCCCCGUUCCGCGCGCGCUCUUUCGGGUUCGGUCGGCGUGCUUUGCUGUCUUGCUGUUUUCUUGUGUUGUCUUGCAAAUAGAGAUGCCUGCGUAGGAGGCUCGUUUCAGUAUACUAUACAAUAUGAUAAAAACAUAACCUUGCAAACUGUGUCAUUUUCGCUAACAUCUUGCGUGAUUUGCUGUACCGUGUUUUGACAUGAUUUGGCUGGUGAUUGAUUGUCACACGGUGGCGAGAAAAUGGAUAACGCUUAGGUCCGCGGGUAGACUACAAAUAUAACCAAAGCCUUAUUAUUUUAUAUUAUUAUUUUAUCGACACCAUAAAAUACAUGAAUUCUUUCUUG